Molecule: messenger RNA, 1990 nt
Organism: Oncorhynchus nerka (sockeye salmon)
Lineage: Eukaryota; Metazoa; Chordata; Actinopteri; Salmoniformes; Salmonidae
Gene: vamp7
Product: synaptobrevin-like 1
Exons: 8
Coding region: 201-860 (219 amino acids)
Biological process (GO): exocytosis; endosome to lysosome transport; vesicle fusion
Cellular component (GO): SNARE complex; membrane
Molecular function (GO): SNAP receptor activity; SNARE binding
Source: RefSeq, a predicted model, not a curated record
UUCAUCGUAAGGAAGCAAAAAACCACAUUUCCCUAGGUGGAACCAGAUAAAGCUUCCGAUCAGGGAUCUGGGAAAGCAGAAGUCAGACGAGAAGAUUAACGUUAACAGUUGUUUUAAUGUUGAAAACACAUCGUUUUGAAGACUGCUGAGCAUCGCAGUGAACCUCUGACCAGCUGUCCUCCCUGACCCUGUCCACAACCAUGGCGAUCCUGUUUGCAGUGGUUGCCCGCGGCAGCACCAUCCUGGCGAAGCAUGCGUGGUGUGGCGGUAAUUUCCUGGAGGUGACAGAACAGAUCCUAGCUAAGAUACCAUCCGAGAACAACAAGCUCACCUACAGCCAUGGCAGCUAUCUCUUCCACUACAUCUGCCAUGACAGAAUCAUAUAUCUCUGUAUCACUGACGACGACUUUGAGCGGUCACGUGCGUUCAGCUUCCUGGGAGAGGUGAAGAAGCGUUUCCAGACGACCUAUGGUUCCAGAGCUCAGACAGCCCUUCCCUACGCAAUGAACUCAGAGUUCUCCUCCACUCUGAUGGCUCAGAUGAAGCACCAUUCCUCUCCUCCAUCAGAUCGCCUGGCUGAGACUCAGAUGCAGGUUGACGACCUGAAAGGCAUCAUGGUACGCAACAUCGACUUGGUGGCUCAGAGGGGAGAGAAGUUGGAGUUGCUGAUUGAUAAAACGGAGAACCUGGUCGGCUCAUCUGUGAGUUUUAAGACCACCAGCCGUAACCUGGCCAGAGCCAUGUGUAUGAAGAACCUCAAACUGACUGUCGUCGUAGUGGUGGUGUCACUGGUGGUCCUGUAUGUAGUUGUGUCUGCAGCCUGCGGAGGACUCAGCUGGCCCAACUGCAUCAGGAAAUAAGAGAGGGGGAGGACGAGAAGAGAGGGGGAGGACGAGGAGAGAGGGGGAGGAAAAGGGAGUAAGAGAAGACGACAGCGGACCCACAAAGAAAGAAAUCGCUCUCCUCCUCCUCCUCCUCCUCCCUCUUGACUUCCAGUCAGCAGGGAGGAGAGGUCCUCUAUUGGACAGAAUGGUGACGCAACAAGGCAUCCAGACAGUGGAGAUUUAACAACGUUGUAAUUGUCUUGCUUUCUGUUCCUUAACAAGAGAAUGAGGUGUGUUUAUCUGUCCAAAGACAAGCGAUUGUUGGAUAUGCAGCUUUAAAAUAUUGUGCAAGUGGAAUUCAGUCCACUGUCCAGUCCAGCUGUCCUCCAUACUGUUCUCCAGUCCAUGGCCCUCUCAUCCAGGGCUCUACAAGCCUAGCAAACAGCUGUUCUCCAGUCCAUGGCCCUCUCAUCCAGGGCUCUACAAGCCUAGCAAACAGCUGUUCUCCAGUCCAUGGCCCUCUCAUCCAGGGCUCUACAAGCCUAGCAAACAGCUGUUCUCCAGUCCAUGGCCCUCUCAUCCAGGGCUCUACAAGCCUAGCAAACAGCUGUUCUCCAGUCCAUGGCCCUCUCAUCCAGGGCUCUACAAGCCUAGCAAACAGCUGUUCUCCAGUCCAUGGCCCUCUCAUCCAGGGCUCUACAAGCCUAGCAAACAGCUGUUCUCCAGUCCAUGGCCCUCUCAUCCAGGGCUCUACAAGCCUAGCAAACAGCUGUUCUCCAGUCCAUGGCCCUCUCAUCCAGGGCUCUACAAGCCUAGCAAACAGCUGUUCUCCAGUCCAUGGCCCUCUCAUCCAGGGCUCUACAAGCCUAGCAAACAGCUGUUCUCCAGUCCAUGGCCCUCUCAUCCAGGGCUCUACAAGCCUAGAAAACAGACUGAUAAUCUGGAGUAGGGUUUACCAAAUGUUUUUACCCUGGGGCCCCCUUCCAGCAUUGGAGAACAUCCCACGGCUCCCCCGGCAUGCGCACCGUGUCUAUUUCUAUUGGUACAGCACUGUUCAUGACACACUGUUCCUCUUGUUGGUGGAGAGGACAUGUUGCAAGCUUAUUUCCUGCAAUUGUACACAUUUUGUCAUGGGGUGCAAAAUAAAUGUUUCAGUUUUAAAGCAA